Salmo salar (Atlantic salmon) is the source of this 1566-nucleotide messenger RNA. RefSeq names its product interleukin-1 beta. The record is from RefSeq and is a predicted model, not a curated record. Gene Ontology annotation, biological process: positive regulation of gene expression; immune response; cytokine-mediated signaling pathway. NCBI's taxonomy places the organism in Eukaryota, Metazoa, Chordata, Actinopteri, Salmoniformes, Salmonidae. Gene Ontology annotation, molecular function: cytokine activity.
GUUACCACAUGUAGUCAGAAAACAUUAGUUCAGAGAACAAGUUGGGACUCACAACAAGGACCAAGGACUAAAAACAAGACGCUAGUUCCUACUAUCUACAAACUACAAAACAGCCAACUAUAAACCUAUUCAUCCAGAUCUAACUACAAAGUCAAUAUGGAAUUUGAGUCAAACUGCAGUCUAAUGAAGAACACCUCUGCCAGUGUGGCAUGGAGCUCCAAGCUUCCUCAGGGUCUGGAUGUGGAAAUAUCCCAUCACCCCAUCACCCUGCACUGUGUGGCCAACCUCAUCAUCGCCAUGGAGAGGCUAAAUGGUGGCAAGGGGUUUACCCUGGGAACCGAGUUCAGGGAUGAGGACCUGCUAAAUUUCUUGCUAGAGAGCGCAGUGGAAGAACAUAUAGUGUUGGAGUUGGAGUCGGCGCACACAGAGCGCAGUGAAGCCAGCAGAGCUCCAGGGUUCAGCAGUAAAGGAGAGUACGAGUGUAGUGUCACUGACUCUGAGAAUAAGUGCUGGGUGCUGAACAAAGGGUCUAUGGAGCUGCAUGCUAUGAUGCUGCAGGGAGGCAGCAGCUACCAUAAAGUGCAUUUGAACCUGUCUACAUACGUAACGCCUGUCCCCAGUGAGACUGAAGCAAGACCUGUAGCCCUGGGCAUCAAGGGAUCCAACCUCUACCUAUCCUGUGUCACAUCAGGAGGCAGGCCCACCCUGCACCUAGAGGAGGUGGCAGACAAGGAGCAGCUGAAGUCCAUCAACCAUGAGAGCGACAUGGUGCGCUUCCUCUUCUACAAACGGGACACCGGAAUUGACAUCAGUACCCUGGAGUCUGCCCAUUUCAGGAACUGGUUCAUCAGCACGGCCCUACAGCAGGACAACACCAAGAUGGUGAACAUGUGCCAGAGGGAUUCCUCCAACCGCUUAACCACCUUCACUAUCCAGCGCCACAACUAAGGUGGCUGCCGAAACUGACACCACACCAGUCUCUCAUAGAGAUCCUAUAUAAUUCAAUGUUAUUUUUUAUUUUUGUUGAACUUUUAUUUAACUAGGCAAUAGAGAUUAUAUAUGUGAUUCUAUAGGGCCUUUGUGGUCAGGGCUGGAUUGCCACUGUCUGUACGUCUAAAGAUUAGGUGUAUGUUUGUAAGACACAAUAACUUCUUCAGGUUGUAUGUAUGUAUGUAUGUAUGUAUGUAUGUAUGUAUGUAUGUAUGUAUGUAUGUAUGUAUGUAUGUAUGUAUGUACUGUAUGCAUGUAUGUAUGUACUACUAGUGCAAUUCACCAUUGGGGUGUAUUGACUUGGUCAAAGUUUACCACAAGAUGGCGACUUUGAGUCAGAUUGUGGCAAGCGCCCAUGAUAUUUAUUGUACCGUAUUUAUUGCUGAAAGCCAAAAUGAACGUAUUGCUUAGUGUAAUUACAUUUCUACUAAUCAUAAUAUUGUUCUACUAUUUAUUAAUGUAUUUAUAUUUCAGUGAUUAUACUUAUUUAUCAUUGUAUUUAUUUGUCACUCUGUUGAUGUUGCACUUAUUCAUUGAUACAUGCAAACAUUUGAAUUGUCCUACAUAUGUGCUCUU